GCGGGCAAGAGAGACGCUCUCGGGGACUCGCUGCCUCAGUCCUCCACCUGGUCUUGUUCAGUGUGUGUGCUCCUUGGUGCUGUUCGAUGCUCAGAGUAUUAUUGUGGCCUGUGAACAAAAUCUCGAUUCGACUGGUAUUUUUGUUCUUACUAUGAUAGGAUGGUCUUUGUUGACUUCCACGUGUUUGAAAGAGGCGUCUGAUUCGAGCUUUUUCAGGCGUAUUUAAGAAAUGAAUGUGGAGAGCGAGUGGUGGUGGGCGUGGUCAGGAGCUGCAGGUGGCGCGUGGGCGGCAGUGGUGUGCGUGGUGGUGGUGAUGGGCGGCGCCGUCAACGUGGCUGUGGUCAUCCAUUGGGCGACAUCCCGUCCCGCACAGGACUCGCCCUCGGCAGCUCUUCCGUGCGUGGACCUCCUCCUCUGCGUCCUGGCUGCCCCGCUUCGCUACGCCCACGCUCCGCCCAUCCCCACGCCCGCGGGCUCUCGCCUGGUGGCCGAGGCCACCCUGGCGCCACAGAACAUUUCCGGAGGCGCACUGCAGCUCGACGCCACGGGCAAAGUGGCCAACGCGAGUACGCCGGGCACGGACUGGGAGGCGCCGCUCGCCCCCCCAGGGCCCGGCACCAGCUUGGCGCACGCCGUGGUGGUGGGCGUGUGCCUCACGUCCCUGCACGUCGUGGUCAUCGUGGCCCUGCACCGCCUCACGCUGCUGCUGAAGUGCUCAGUCCGCGGCCGCAAGCCCUUCCGCUUCGCGUCGCCGCUGCUGGUGGUGGCGGUGGCCCUCGCGGCGGCGGUGGCGCUGUGGGCGGCCUGCACGCACGGGACGCUUCACGGAUAUGUUCCCUCUGCUGGGCGUCUCGAGGCCCCGCCCUCCUGGCGCCCCGCCGCCGCCCUUGGUGGUGGGCUUCCUGUCCUACGUGGCAGGUCUGUGCGGCGCCACUAUUCUCUGUUACCUGACUAUCAUCAGCGCCCUCAUCCACCAGGGGCGCAGCCAGGCCGUCGCCGCAGCGCCGCUCCCUGAAUUCUCGGGCCCGCCCUCCUACAGCAGCGUCAGUAGCCCAGGCCCUUCAACAGAAUCCGGGGUUGCAGGUCCCGGUCACGGCGGGCACGGGUUGGCGCUGAGGGCAUGCAUUACGGUGCUGUCAGUGCUGGUCACGCUGUCUGUGUGCUGGGCAGUCCCCGUCUGUCUAGCACUCUACGCCUUGCUUAGCGAGGCGCCCAUGACACCGUCGCUGCCCUACAGCGAUGCCCUCCUGCUCCUCUCGGGCUUGGUUCACCCCUUUGUUUACGGCGAGGGCUGGGCGGCCGUGGCAGCGUGCGUGGGCGGGCUGCGACACGGCGUGAUAGCCACCAGUUAUCGCGUGGGCCUCGCCUCGCGUCCACGAUCACGAAUGCAAACGGCUGACCCGCCAAGUGACAGCGGUGGUGGCGGCAGAACCUGGCAGAGCUCAGAGGCGUGCUGCUGGCCGUGCCGGAGCCAUGGCACACAGGCUGCUACGGAAACAGCCACGUUCAACAUUAUCCCUCUCCGCCAAACGUCACUCCAUAAUACAGACUCGUGAUGGUAUAAAGUCAGCGUUAGUUAUUUGUGAUCUUGUAUUAUACAGUAAAUGGUAGCCAAAGAUAAAGAGCGUGUAAGUUUUCUUAUGGGUGUACGGGUGUUAAUAUGCUGAUAAAUACCAGACUACUUCCCUAAGUCAAGUUAUUUCUUUCUGUCGAUCCGGCAGCUGAGGUCACUGACUUUUACAACAUCGAAGACUCAUGACAUGUAGUUUAUUGAAACCCGUCAAUGCGAGCGGCCACGGUCUUCGGGUACCCGCAUAGGUGACGUUAUGGGCGAGAAAAAAGUACGAAACCACUUGCUUACGGCGCUUGGUCGCCUGUGACGUCAUCGUUACUCUUAGCUGCGCGCGUGGGCAAGCCUUUAAGCCAGAGGUCGGCUACCUUUUGAACAUUUGUGUGCCAGUUUAUAAUAAAUGACUUAUUCAUAAUCUUUCGUGCCAGUUUUAUUUCGGCACUGUAUCCCCAAAUGUAUCAUUGCACAUGUACAACAUAUUCGUAUAGUAUUUAAUAUUCUUUGUAACGAAAAAUGUUUUAUAAUUUAAGAUUUAUACUCACCAUAUUAGUAUCUGGACACACUGAGCUUCAAACAACCCUCAGUGUGAUCUGCUGUAAGCCUGAAGUGAUAGGGGCAGAGGGUAUGCUGCAUGUGUGAAAACAUCUGGCUCGCAUUCGUAUAUAGAUCCAAAUGCCGAUAGCAAUGCCAAGGCUACUUUCCUCAUGUUAUUGAAUUUAUCAGUGGUGUCACGGAACUUAAUAUGGAGGCUGUGUGAUCAUUCCCGGUAGUUUCCUAUAUUUAUCGAUUUUAAAAUUUAGUUGACCAUAACGUCUUUUUGCUGUAACUUUCUUAACUCCUCUGAAUAUCAAUAGCGUGCCUAAGGUUGCCGACCUCUGCUUUAAGCAAUUUAUUUUUUAUAUUUUACUCAUUGUAAGCUGUUUACUUCAUUUCUUCUGUAAUGACCUGGAAUUUUUAUCAAUAGACAUACUUCACCUUUCAUCGUUUCAUUAUUGACCAUAUUAGUGUACAUUUCACUACUUUUCUUCCUAUAAUAAAUAUCAGCUGUCUCGUUUUACUUUUAUUUCCUUUGUCAAACACCAACGCUUCCGGGAAAACGUUGGAUUCUUUAGUAUGGUUUUGUUAAACGUGUCUGCACAUAGAUGGUCCUGUUAGUGCCAAGCUACAAAGGAGUCAAUUGAUAGAUCUUGUGACCUUUCCCUUCCUGAGCUAGGAUUAUUUUUUUUUACUAGUGUUAUCAAUAUUGAUAUCAUUUUUGUUAUAAACAUUAAAAUUACUAUAUUGUUAUUGUCAUUAUUAACAGCAGUAUUAAAUACUAAAAAUUAUCAGAAAUCAAGGAAAAUAGUAAUCAUGUAAGUCAGGUACUUCUUGUAAUUGGCUCAUUGGUGCUUGUGGAGCCAUGUACAUGUAAAAACAAUUACUAAAUUAAACAGUGGGAAUGCCAUGUAAUUUACCGUUGUAAAGCACAACUUUAUUCAAGUAAUUUAAUUAACUUGACGAAACUUUUACAGCAAACCACAGACUAUAAAAUGAUGCAAUACAACAAAUUAUGAAAUCACCAACUGGGAGGAAAAAAAUGCCAGUGUUUAAACAUUUAAAUACAUACAAUGCCAGUUGAUUUUUGUUUGUACUUUGUUGGUUAUAAAUACAUCAUUCAAAGAUUAACACCAUGAAGGAUAAAAUGAAAAAUCAGCAAUACA
Penaeus vannamei (Pacific white shrimp) is the source of this 3270-nucleotide messenger RNA. RefSeq lists its product as uncharacterized. Lineage: Eukaryota; Metazoa; Arthropoda; Malacostraca; Decapoda; Penaeidae. The record is from RefSeq and is a predicted model, not a curated record.